GUUGUUUUGGAAACAAUAAUUCCGUUCAUUUGUUUUUAUUUUUUAUUUUAAAAUAAAAUCGAAACUGCGUCUUACAUAUUUUUGCUAGUUAUCAGAAAAGUGAUAUGCGCAAUGUACUUUACACAAACGAGUCACAACAACAACAACAACAGCAAACGCCGAAUAUACAUAAGUAGAAAUGGCUAUACAAAUAGCCAUCCUGGAUUGUGACCUGCUGCUCCAUGGUCGUGGACAUAAAACUCUCGACAGGUUUGAUAUAGAGACCGUUUCAGACGAGUUCCUAUUAACAACAUUUGGAUUCCCUCGAGAUUUCAUCUACUACCUGGUGGAGCUACUGCGUGACACAUUAUCACGACGUACGCAACGGUCUCGAGCAAUAAGCCCAGAAGUUCAGAUUCUUGCUGCUUUAGGAUUCUAUACCUCGGGAUUCUUCCAGACGAGGAUGGGAGAUGCCAUUGGCAUUAGCCAGGCUUCCAUGAGUCGCUGUGUGACAAAUGUAACCAAGGCACUGGUUGAGAAAGCUCCAGAGUGCAUAGUAUUCAUGAGAGACGAAGCUACAAAACAGCAGUCCAAAGAGGAGUUUUUCAGGGUAGCGGGAAUACCAAACGUCAUGGGUGUUGUAGACUGUACCCAUAUAGCCAUUAAGGCACCCAAUGCAGAGGAUUCUUCAUAUGUCAAUAAGAAAGGCUUCCAUUCAAUUAACUGCCAACUUGUGUGUGAUGCCAGGGGACUUUUGCUCAGUGCAGAGACUAACUGGCCUGGCAGCUUACAGGAUGAUUUCAUAUUAAAGCAGUCUUCAGUGUACAAGGAAUUGGAAGAACAGGAAAAUCAUGAAGGCUGGUUUUUAGGAGACUGCUGCUAUCCUUUAAAGAAAUGGCUGAUGACACCUGUCCAGUACCCAGAAACUUCAGCAGACUUUCGAUACAACUUGGCUCACACUGCCACUCAUGAGAUUGUGGACCGCACGUUCAGGGCCAUUCAAACCCGUUUCCGUUGCCUGGAUGGGUCCAAAGGCUACCUUCAGUACUUACCUGAGAAGUGCUCUCACAUCAUUCUGGCCUGCUGUGUCUUGCACAACGUGUCAUUGCAAUCAGGCUUGGAUGCCUGGACGUUUGAGAGGACUGAUAUGCCAGACCAGUCAGAGGAGGGCAGUUGUAAGCCAGAGGCUGUGGACUCAGAGGCAGUCCGAAUCCGUCAGGAGCUCAUUCUUAGUCACUUCAGCUAGGUCUGCAUGCUCAGAAUCAACGUGGAAAACACUGUAUGGUUCACAGAGACACUGCCUGCAAUAGAGAAGUGGUUGACACCAGAUUCUGUAUAAUCAGAAUAAUAUAGGUUGUAGGAGGUGUAUAUGUACAGUGCCUUCAGAAAGUAUUCAUACCCCUUGACUUAUUCCACAUUUUGUUGGGUUAAAUUGAUAUUUUUUUCUCACCCAUCUACACACAAUACCCCAUAAUGACAAAGUGAAAACAUGUUUUUAGAAAUGUUUGUGAAUUUAUCUAAAAUUAAAUUUGUAUCCCAAAAACCUCCUUAGUCCUUUCUGAAGACAAGCAUGCCCAUAACAUGAUGCAGCCACCACCGUGCCUGAAAAUAUGGUGGUACUCAGUGAUGUGUUGUGUUGGUUUUCCCCCAACAUAAUGCUUUGUCCUCAGGACAUAGUUUAAUUAUUUGACACAUAGUUUGUAGUUUUACGUUAGUGCAUUAUUGCAAACAGGAUGCAUGUUUUUGGAAUAUUUGUAUUCCGUACAGGCUUCCUUCUUUUCACUCUGUCAUUUAUCUUAGUAUUGUGGAGUAACUACAAUGUGUUUGAUUCA
Messenger RNA from Oncorhynchus tshawytscha (Chinook salmon), 1811 nucleotides. RefSeq names its product harbinger transposase derived 1 (gene harbi1). Bases 179 to 1225 code for a protein of 348 amino acids. Lineage: Eukaryota; Metazoa; Chordata; Actinopteri; Salmoniformes; Salmonidae. The transcript is spliced from 3 exons. The record is from RefSeq and is a predicted model, not a curated record.